CGAAAGCUUUAGCCUCUGAAAACAGAUUCGUAAAUCGAUUAUUAUACUGUGAUUCUUUGUGGCAUCUGGGUGUAUAAAGAUUCGAUGAUUCUCUGUUCAAACCUCCAUAUAUGACCAGUCCGAUGAUUCUGAAGUCUCUCAGAGACAAAAGUAGUGAUCUUGGGGAUCAUGUCCAGCUUUGGUUUGAGAGCCCACUCCCUGAACAAGAGGUCGUGGGUUCAACAACCAGAGUAUGGAGAUUUCGCCUCCGGCCACCUUCGGGUGCUUCAUAUCCCACACGUGGUGUCGGUUGUGCGUGUGGGUCGGGAUUAGUCUGGGUCCUUUGUGUCUGGGAUUACCCGGUUAUCAAAAAAAAAUAGUGAUCUUUUAACUAUGUCUAGGGUUUAGGGCUCAUGUUCACGUGUGUUCCUGAUCUGGGUUUGGUUUCAUAUGAUCUGUUUGAUUCGAAUUCUUCGAUAUUACUCGAAAUGUUUCGAUGAAACAUACCAUGAGAACAUCUUGCUUCCUUCUUAGGUUAUCGGAAAUCGGGUUUUGCAGAAAGAGCGUAGAAUUUUGAUACCUUAAGAUUGAGAAAAUGGAGAUGAAGAAGGCAGAAAGAGUGGUAAUAGUUAAGCCAGUUGCCUCGAGGCCUUCCUGUUCGGGUUUCAGGACAUUUACAGAGCUUCUGACCAAAUCUGUCACUCUCUCUCCAACAAAGAGGUUCCAUGAAACCGUUGUCUCGGCUAUAAAGCCGAAGACUGCAAGAGUUUCCCCCUUGUUUCCUCAACCACGGGGUGAAGUCUCUUCUGAUGAUCAAAGAGCAACCGAAAGCUUUGUCGUGUAUAAACCUAAAGCAAAGGUUGUCUCCAAGGCAACGAUCUCCGUUCUGGCGAAGAUGCUUCAGGGAAAGGUCAGUGUAGAUCAUCGUCAGGGACCCUUGAAACAAAACGAAGUGCCGUUGCAGAAUUCGAGCCGAGAUGGUAGACAGUGUUUCCAGAAAGUUCCGACCUUUGCAGAAGCGGAAGCGAAUGCUAGAUCAUCCGAGACGUCGACGGGAGACCGGUCCUCUCUCGACGGGUAUAACUGGAGGAAGUACGGGCAGAAGCAAGUGAAAGGAAGCGAGUUUCCGAGGAGUUAUUACAAGUGCACGCACAUAAACUGUCCGACGAAGAAGAAGGUCGAGAGUUCAUUGGAUGGUAAGAUGUCAGAGGUUGUGUAUCAGGGCGAGCAUAAUCACCCGAAACCUCGGCUUCCCCCGAGGAGCAGCACUUCCUCUAGAGGAUCAGCCCGGGAGGAUCCCGUCGGCUGUCCUCCUCGGAGGAAUAUGACAGGGUCAAGUGUUUCAGCGGCUUCUGGCUCGGCUGUUAGAACUUCGGAUUCUUGUUGUCGGAGCGGCGACCAUGAUGGAGAAAUCGAAGGACUUUAUGGAGAGCUUGAUGACCCAAAAUCCAAGAGAAGGAAGAACGAGCAUCGAACGAGGGAAGCGGGCGUGUCAGAGGAGGGUUCGGUGGAUUCGGAAGCUCUUGAAGACGGCUUCCGUUGGAGAAAAUACGGACAGAAAGUCGUCGGAGGAAACCCUUUCCCCAGGAGCUACUACAGAUGCACGAGCAGUGGUUGCGGAGCAAGAAAGCACGUAGAGAGAGCGUCCGAUGAUCCGGCGGCUUUCAUUACAACCUACGAAGGGAAACACACGCACCAGAUGCCCUUCCGACACGCUCCCCCACAAGCAGACAUACCAAGAAUCUUCUAGAAGCAUCCUGAAGAUGAGAGUUCACGCAAAAACAUCGAUUAUAUAUACGUAUUUUUUAAAUAUAGAUUUAUUUGUAAUAUGUUCACAUUUAAACGUUAUGAUAAUAUGCUAAAGGACCGUCUCAUACUACGUUAUUUGAAAUUUCAAA
Messenger RNA from Tarenaya hassleriana, 1877 nucleotides. RefSeq names its product WRKY transcription factor 44. Gene Ontology annotation, molecular function: sequence-specific DNA binding; DNA-binding transcription factor activity. Gene Ontology annotation, biological process: regulation of DNA-templated transcription. NCBI's taxonomy places the organism in Eukaryota, Viridiplantae, Streptophyta, Magnoliopsida, Brassicales, Cleomaceae. The coding region runs from base 575 to 1729 and encodes 384 amino acids. The record is from RefSeq and is a predicted model, not a curated record. The transcript is spliced from 6 exons.